Lactuca saligna is the source of this 852-nucleotide messenger RNA. The record is from the annotation of a GenBank genome assembly. Lineage: Eukaryota; Viridiplantae; Streptophyta; Magnoliopsida; Asterales; Asteraceae.
AUGAGAGAAUUGCCACCUUCGGUUGCGGUUAAUGUUCUGGAAGAAUCUAGAACACUUGCUUUUGUAAGUGACUAUUCAACUACUACAACACAACCACAACAUUGGACCACUAUUACAACUACACAAAAUCAGGGAUCAAGGGCAAGUCCAAUAUAUGAUUAUGGCAGAUUUGGAGGUACGAUGAAGGCGACAGUGUUGUGCAAUAUUGAUUGGUUCAAGCCCACGAGUGCAAUGCGGGUGGAAGCAUCCACCACAGCAGUUAUCAUCUUUUGUCUCCAAUCUGACCUCAAAAGAUAUCUUGCGAAAAGGUGGAGGGCAAAAUCGUCAUACAUGGGAUACCUCUGUGGACAUGGAUGGGAACAUCGUAGAUUUACAGACGCCUCCAAAAGCACCUAGAAUAUCAGGUCUGGAGCAGUUGUUGAUGUGAUUCAGAGAAUAUCAGUCUCCAUAUGCUCUUUCGUAACUAAGAAACUUGAGGAAAAUGGUGGAGAAUUGCCAUCUUCGGACAGCUCAAUUAAGGAAGAUCUAUCAAGCUUGACUAUACACCUUUUCCUUUAUAUCAAAGAGAGUCAUGGGAUCGAGAAGGCUUUUCAAUUUCUCAGCAAUGUGGAGUCAGGGGAGGAAGAUGCACUUGUGCUUCACCAUGUGGAAGGGGCAUCUGAUUGUAGAGGCAUGUAUUGCAAGAAAUUUGAGACUAUACUAAUGAAGAAGAUCAUACAUAGCUAUUCAACUGCUAUAACUUUCCCAUAUAUUUUGGAAGGUCCGCAUCCUAGAAACAACAAGACAAAAAUUGAGUGUACUAAUCUUGUUGGAUUUUUGCUUGAUAACCAUUACCCUGAGAUAAGUGGAUAG